GACCAGACAGACCGGGACCAGAGAGACAGACGGACCGGGACCAGAGAGACCGGGACCAGAGAGACAGACCGAGAGAAGCCGAGUGUGUCCGGCGGCGGUUCGUCCUGGUCCAGACCGGGACCAGAGACACAGACCCGGUCCCUCCCGGUCCCUCCCGGUCCCUCCCGGAGCAUGGUGCCGCGGGGCCCGGCGGAGCGGGAUCCCGGCUCCCUGCUGGCGCCGCGGAAGGCGGACUGGUGUCAGACGGCGUCCGGACACAUCAAGCGGCCCAUGAACGCCUUCAUGGUCUGGUCCCGGGCCGAGCGGCGCAAGAUCAUGCUGCAGGACCCGGACCUGCACAACGCCGAGAUCUCCAAGCGGCUCGGGAGGCGCUGGAGGACCCUGCAGGAGGCCGAGAAGGUCCCGUUCAUCCGGGAGGCGGAGCGGCUCCGGCUGCAGCACAUGGCCGACUACCCGGACUACAAGUACCGGCCCCGGAAGAAGACCAAGGCCGCCGGCGGCGUCCCCCCUCCGGGGAAACCUGCAGCCCGGAGGCCGGGGACCGGCUCCGGCAGACCCGCCGCCCGGAGACCCCCCAAGCUGAAGCCCGGUAAGCAGGUCCCGGAGCCCCGGUACCGGUACGUCCUCACCACCAGCCUCAAGUCCGGCAGGGAGGGGACCGAGUCCGAGGAGGAGGAGGAGGAGGAGGAGGAGGAGGAGGAGGAGCAGGAGGAGGAGGACCAGCCGGACCCCCCCACCGGGCGCCUCUUCUACAGCUUCAAGAACAUCACCCGGCAGGGGACCGGGACCCCCUCCUCCCGGUCCUCCCUGUCCCCCGCCUCCUCCUCCCGGUCCGGCUCCUCCUCGUCCUGCUGCGGGGAGGAGGACCGGGACCGGGAGGAGCCGGACUUCACGCUGAGCCUCGUGGCGGGCUUCAGCGCCUCCUCCGAGCCGUGGAGCCCGUCCUCGGCCCCGGGGGGCCUGUCCCUGUCCCUGGUGGACCCGGACCUGGACUGUGACGGCAGCCUCGGGUCCCACUUCGACUUCCCGGACUACUGCACCCCGGAGCUCAGCGAGAUGAUCGCAGGGAGCUGGCUGGAGCCCGGGUACUCGGACCUGGUCUUCACCUACUGACCCCCGGGACCAGGACCCGGUCCCGGGGGGGUGGGGGGGCCGGACUGGACCCACCCGGACUUCUGCAAAAAGAACAAAAAAAAAAAAAAUGAAAUCACCUCACAGGGUCUUUGGUCUAAACCAGAACCAGGAUCUAGACCAGGACCAGAUCUAGACCAGGACCCGGACUCUGGUAUCAGGAACCUUUUCUUUAACCAAACUUACCUCAUCUUCUUUUUUUAAAACGUCCAGAAGUAAAAACUCUUUUUCAGACUAUUUUUGUACAUGAAGCUGGUUCAGGCACUUCUUCUGAUUAUUAUUGAUCUGAUUGAUUAUUGAUCUGCUUAUUAUUUGUAAAUGUUGUUGAUAGUUAAAGAGAGAAACCUUUCUGUUACGUUUUUUUAAACCGUUAACGGCACAUUUCUUGUUUUUCUUCAUUAUUUUUGUGCAAUAUAUUAAGAAAAUAAAAGAAUCGUUCAGAGUUUCUGUUUGUUUUGUAGCAGAAAGAAAAAAACCUGAAUAAAUCAGCUGGAACUGA
Centropristis striata (black sea bass) is the source of this 1630-nucleotide messenger RNA. RefSeq names its product transcription factor Sox-11-like. NCBI's taxonomy places the organism in Eukaryota, Metazoa, Chordata, Actinopteri, Perciformes, Serranidae. The record is from RefSeq and is a predicted model, not a curated record. Gene Ontology annotation, molecular function: DNA-binding transcription factor activity, RNA polymerase II-specific; RNA polymerase II cis-regulatory region sequence-specific DNA binding. The transcript has a single exon. The coding region runs from base 172 to 1113 and encodes 313 amino acids. Gene Ontology annotation, biological process: anatomical structure morphogenesis; cell differentiation; regulation of DNA-templated transcription.